Alligator mississippiensis (American alligator) is the source of this 5105-nucleotide messenger RNA. RefSeq names its product protein inhibitor of activated STAT 3 (gene PIAS3). The record is from RefSeq and is a predicted model, not a curated record. Gene Ontology annotation, biological process: protein sumoylation; regulation of transcription by RNA polymerase II. Gene Ontology annotation, molecular function: SUMO ligase activity; zinc ion binding; transcription coregulator activity. The transcript has 14 exons. The coding region runs from base 16 to 2238 and encodes 740 amino acids. NCBI's taxonomy places the organism in Eukaryota, Metazoa, Chordata, Crocodylia, Alligatoridae.
UGCAACGUGUAUCUGAUGGGUUGGGGGCUUCAUCAAACUUUCUCUGCUGGGCAUCUCUACCCCGCUGCUCCCGGGAACCCCCAUCUCACCCGGCACUCACAGCAACGGCCACUGCCUUUGGGUGUCCGCACCUCCGGGGAGCCAGCGGCCCAGAUCCAAGCGCGGUACGGCCUGCCGUGCUCACCACCGUCGCACCUGGGGCUGGGGAGGACGCGGCACGCACGCCGGAGGGCUCCUUGGAUAGCCCAGAGACCACUUAGCUGUUUCCUUUUGACACGUGCACAUUUUAAAUUCCUUCUGGCUUGUUUUGCCCGUGGGCGAAACCAGCACAUGGUUAUGAGCUUUAGGGUAUCAGAACUGCAGGUUCUCUUGGGCUUUGCUGGCAGGAACAAGAGUGGAAGGAAGCACGAGCUGCUCGCGAAGGCGUUACAGCUGCUGAAGUCUGGCUGCAGCCCAGCUGUUCAAAUGAAAAUCAAGGAGUUGUACCGGCGAAGGUUCCCCAGGAAGAUCUUAACCCCGUCAGACUUAUCCAUGCUCCAUAUGCAGACGGGGCAGCUGCCUUCUGCCACUGCACUGACUCAGGGCACCGUGUGCCACCUGCCCUACGAUAAUGGUUCGGCAGCUUCUGCAGUGCCGGCGGCGAUGCUGCCUCCAGUGCCUAUGCUGGGACCCAAACACGAGACAGAUGUUCAGCACUUAUCUCCACCCAUCCACCCGGUCCAUCCAGAUGUCAAAAUGAAGAGACUGCCCUUCUACGAUGUGUAUGAUGAGCUGAUUAAACCCACCACGCUAGCGUCUACAAACAGCCAACGGUUCGAAGAGGCUCACUUCACCUUCGCACUAACGCCGCAGCAAGUGCAGCAGAUCCUCACCUCUAGAGAUAUGUUACCAGGUGCCAAAUGUGAUUACACUGUACAGGUACAACUAAGGUUUUGCUUGUGUGAAACCAGCUGUCCCCAAGAAGAUUAUUUCCCUCCUAAUUUAUUUGUCAAGGUCAAUGGAAAACUCUGCCCCUUACCUGGCUACCUGCCUCCCACAAAAAAUGGCGCAGAGCCAAAACGGCCGAGCCGUCCCAUCAACAUCACUCCUCUGGUGCGGCUGUCAGCGACUGUCCCCAAUACGAUUGUAGUGAACUGGUCCUCCGAGUUCGGCCGGAACUACUCUCUGUCAGUUUACCUGGUGAAGCAGUUGACUUCAGUUACCCUGCUACAGAAGCUGAGAGCCAAGGGUAUCCGCAACCCAGACCACUCCCGAGCCCUGAUCAAAGAAAAAUUAACAGCGGAUCCUGACAGCGAGAUAGCCACGACAAGCCUGCGAGUGUCCCUUAUGUGCCCGCUGGGGAAGAUGAGGCUAAUCGUGCCCUGCCGAGCUAUUACUUGCACCCACCUCCAGUGCUUUGAUGCAGCGCUCUAUCUCCAGAUGAACGAGAAGAAACCCACGUGGACCUGCCCUGUGUGUGAUAAGAAAGCCCCCUAUGACAACCUGAUCAUUGAUGGGCUGUUCAUGGAUAUCCUCAAUUCAUGCACAGACUGCGAUGAGAUUCAGUUCAUGGAAGAUGGCUCCUGGUGUCCCAUGAAGCCCAAGAAAGAGAACCAGGAGGUGUGCCAGACAGCAGCGUUCAAUGGGAUUGACGCCAGUGCCCUUUACACAGUGAGCACAGAGGGGAAGACCUCAGAAGGCAAGAAGAAAGUGGAGGUCAUUGAUCUCACACUGGACAGUUCGUCAGAUGAAGACGAGCCUCCUUCUAAGAAGCAGUGCCCUGUCACCACGGUGGCUAUCCCGUCCACCACAGGACCCAAGGGGGUGCUAAGCGUUGACCACCAGCCCUCCUCUGUCCUUCGAAGUCCUUCCAUGACAGCUAUCGGCAGCGACUAUCUCUCCAGCCUUCCUAUCCCCGAAUACCAUCCUUCAUACCAGGUGCCAUCAGAGAUCCAAGGUCUGGAUUUGUUUUCCUUCCUUCAGAGUGAAAAUCAGCAUUACAGCCCUUCCGUGAUCACCUCCCUGGAUGAGCAGGACACCCUCAGCCAUUUCUUCCAGUACCGAGGCACGUCCACCCAUUUCAUGAACCCCCUGGCCCCCGUGAUGGCAGGAUCCCACAGCGCCGUCAGCCCCGCCAGCAGCCGCAUCAGCAGCAUUGUCUCCACGAGCGCCAUGCGGGACAGCCAUGGACGAAGCGGGGCGAUAAGUAGCAGCACGGCUCUGCCAGGCUGCCGCUCAGACAUCAUUUCCUUAGACUGACCCACCCCUGGUGCUGUUUGGUGCAUUGUUCUCCCCCUACCUGGGGACGGGAGACCAAGGCACGUCUGCUCUCUCGAGCGGGUGCUCAGCUGGGACUGGAAGGACCCAACCAGUAAUAACUGGGUUAAAUUUCCUUCUUGAUCGAGACAACUCUCCCUUCGCAGCCAGCUCCAUGGUGACUUCCAGCCGUACCUCCAGGAAUCCUCAUUUUCCAAGGGUUCAGUAUCAACCCCUCACUUCCCAGAUGUGUUUUUGUAGGGUUCUGGGGCCGCUCUGUGCGAACACCACCACCCCUGUGGCCAGUAGGUGCACAGCAGUCAUUUCCCCAGGCCUUUCCUCCCUGUGUGAAUGUCUCCUCCUUCCCUUUGCACCAGGCCCCAUGCAGUGGUAGCCAUCAUUGCCCUGCUGGAGGGGAUUGCAGAGAAGAGCUGGUAGAGGUGAGGAGGGCCAGUGGCUUCCAAGCAGAUGCCUGCCACUAUCAUCCAAUAGCUCCAGCAUGUUUGCAGUGGGAAUUGGGUUGGGGCUGCAGUGGGGGUGUCCUGUGGCUUGUGUGACCCCUCCAUGCUUUCAGGCCCAGCACUGGGUCACUGCAGAGGCCUAAAGAGUUAGGAAGACACCAGUAAAAGUCUCCUUGUGGCCUGCCCCAGGGUUAGAGAACCAGCCAAGCAGAAAGCAGCGGAGCCUCCUUUCCAGCCCCACUAGUAGCUCGGGAUGUUUCCGAUAUGGUGCUAGCCACUGCGGGCAGGGGCAGGCAGAUACCGGAGCUUGAAAGACCUGGUGGGGCUGGCUGAGAGCAAUGCCCUUGGGGUCUAAAUUCAGUGCAAGAAAAGAACCCAUUUCUCCCCCCGCCUGUCCCCGCUAUCUAAUCCAUCUCUCGAUCCUUCCAGUCUGCGCAGGCUGGCAGAUGGGAACCAGUACGUUUUCAAGGAGGAAAAUGAAUCAGGCCUCAGGUUGAGUAACCUCUGGCGUCACGAGUAACUGGAGAGGGACAUUUUGCCGUUGAAUUCCCAAUGUUAGCUGUGCGUCCCCUACGGCUUGCCUUGAUGUGUACGAACCAAGGCACCCGGAGAAGCUCGAGGCCGUUUGAACCAUCGGCUCUUGAUGUGGUAUCUGGUAGCAACCCCGAAGCUGCUGGGGUGAGGGGUGGAAGACAUUCUUACCAGCAGGCCAGCGGAGACCUGGCUGCUUGUCUCCCACCCACCUUUCCCUGCACUGGCACUGGGGUCCAGCCUAGCCCCAACUGUAAUUACGAUGUAUUUUUUUAAUUGUAGAUUUCUUUUCCUCCUUUUAAAUAUUCCUGAUGCGGAUCUGUACAGAGAACAAAGAGAUAUCUAUAUUUUCAGUUGCAGCUUUUGUACAUAGACAAUUCCAAAGACUUCCCCGUUUUCUGUACCAACAUGAGGAUGAGAUGAAGGUUGUGUGGCCCCCGCCGUGGGGAGCAGCACAUCGCCCAUUGCACAAUUUAUUUAUGUAUUUAAAUGUAUCCUGUUGAGUUUGUCGCCUUUCCCAGCAAACCUCACUGCUGCCCCGUGAGCGUCCAGCCCAGCCAGGGGUCUCGCUAAACCCCCCUCACCGACGUACUGCUGGUUCCAUCUGCUUUUUGUUUAGCUGGACGGGCACGUGAGUCAUGAGCUCUUCGAAGACAAGGGCCACAUGGGCAUUUGGAAAGGUUUAAUAUGUAGCAAUUGUUGGCACCUUUUCUUUUUGUUCAGUAAGCGUUCCACCACCAAGUGUUAAAGCAAGGCCAUUUCCCUGUGGGAGAAGGGGCUGGUGCCUGAGUGGGAACUGAGGUGGCAGCGUGCGGCUUUCUACUUCCCACCUCCGUGUAUCCUGGCCGUAAGCAGUGUUUCAAUGCAAUAAAAGCUGCCCAUCUCAACAGCUCAGCCCAGCAUUCUCCAAGCAGGCUUCACCACACUGGUCGCUUCUCCUCUCUGCCUUUUUUGAAGCCCGGGUGAUGCUCUUCCAGCUCUUCGUUCAAGAGCCGUUCGCUGGAGAAGGCUGAGUGAACGCCCUUCCAGCUAGCUCCCGGAGUGCUGUUUUUACUGCCUAAAGAUCUCCAAGCACCAGGCCCAAGCGUGGGUAAGCCCAGAGGGAGCUCUCCGCACCUGCUCUGUUUGCAGUUCUCGGGUCGGAGAAGCACCAGGGCCAGGAUCUGCUGUUGGGAAGAGGGGGGGCUCUGAAAGCACCUUUCCUCCCUCUGCAUUUGAUCUCCCCAGUACCGAUCCGGAGAGGGGCUAGGACCAGACCUGCUACCCCGUAUACGUUUCAGUAGGAACAUAACUGUUUUCUCUUUUUAAGUCCCAAGGCCUGGUGGGAAGGGGACCAGCCCCAGCUAUUCUCUCUUAACAUCCAGCCCUAACCAUCUCUCUUCUGUGUUGUCCUCCACUGCCAACAGCUGAGAGUCUGUCAGCAGGCCCCAAGAUAAGCAGCUGACAGAGCGUCCCAGCUCCCUUGGCAAACACAGCAGCUCCGCUCUCCUCUCCUGGGCAGACAGAUACUUUCAGUGUUACCUGGAGGUGGGGUCUGUCGAUACAGGCCCGGGCAUGCGAAGGCUACGGGUUGCAGUGGCUGUUUUAAAGUUUUGUACAUAAGAUAAGCUGUUUCGGGGGCAAGGGGGCGUCUUUUGAUACUACUGUCCAAAAUCCCUUCGUGGUUUGUUUUAGUUUUUUUUAUAAACUCUCACAGGAGGGAAACAUUUUCUCUAUAUGCACCGUUUGGAAAGAGACGGCUCUCUGUGGCUUAUUUAUUCUGUCCGUUUGAUAUCCAGCUGUUUAUCUACUCGGAAGAGUCCUGUAUAUGCAAACUACCUUUUAAAUAAAGUUCUGGGGUGGGGGGGGAAAAAGCCUCCCGUCCUUGUGUGCAUCCCA